CCACCAAAAUUUACCAACGUACAGUCAAAGCCAUUCCCAACGCCGUUCAGCUUAUAGUUGGGGGACGGGUAGCUUCUCAAGCUUCAAGGCAGUUUCCAUGGAUGCUAAAAUUGUUCUCUCUAAACAAAUUUUGAUCCUCACAGUAUUGCCCUUCUCGGUCUUAGGGCAUGAAAUUGUGAAUUCAGGGCAGUACCCAUUGGUAGUGAGCACAUGGCCCUUUGUAGAGGCUGUUAGAGCUGCUUGGAAGGCUGUUGAUAGUGGGUUUUCUGCUGUGGAUGCUGUCGUUGAAGGUUGUUCGGCUUGCGAGGAACUCAGGUGCGAUGGAACAGUUGGGCCUGGUGGGAGUCCAGAUGAGAAUGGAGAAACUACAAUUGAUGCAAUGAUCAUGGAUGGGGUGACAAUGGAGGUUGGUGCUGUUGCUGCUAUGAGGUAUGUCAAGGAUGGCAUCAAAGCUGCUAGAUUAGUGAUGCAACAUACUGAACAUACUUUGCUUGUUGGUGAGAAAGCAUCAGCCUUUGCAAUUUCAAUGGGUCUUCCGGGACCAUCUAACCUUAGUUCUUCAGAAUCUAUGGAGAAGUGGACUAAAUGGAGAGAAAAUCACUGCCAACCUAAUUUUUGGAAAAAUGUUGUACCACUCGGCAGUUGUGGCCCCUAUCAUGCAAAGAGCCUUCUGAGCCCUAGUGACAGUACAUGUUCCAAAGCCACUCUGGUGGGAAGCAUCAAAUCCAGACCAUCUCAUAUUGGUAUUCACAACCAUGAUACCAUAUCAAUGGCGGUUAUUGAUAAAUUGGGUCAAAUCGCUGUUGGUACAUCAACUAAUGGAGCUACCUUUAAGAUCCCAGGGAGGGUAGGUGAUGGACCCAUUGCAGGAUCUGCAGCGUAUGCUGAUAGCAAAGUGGGUGCUUGUGGUGCCACCGGGGAUGGUGACAUCAUGAUGCGUUUCCUUCCAUGUUAUCAAGUUGUGGAGAGUAUGAGAUUGGGGAUGGAACCUAAGCUUGCAGCCAAGGAUGCAAUAUCAAGAAUUGCAAGAAGGUUUCCCGAUUUCGUAGGAGCUGUAUUCGCCAUCAACAGGGACGGCAUGCAUGCAGGUGCCUGCCAUGGAUGGACAUUUCAAUACUCUGUAAGAAGCUCAGACAUGGAAGAUGUGAAGAUCUUCACCGUGCAACCCUGAACAUUUUCAUCUCUAUACAAAUAAAAUGCUUUGUGUGUUCUUCCUGAAAAAAAUCAUCAAAGUCUUAUCCAUCCAUUAUUCAAUUAUACAAUGUAACUUAUCACAUUUCCUGAAAACAAUAUGUAUCAUCUGAUUUAUUGUUUGUUAAAUUAAUAGAUCUUUACGAUUUAUGUUCCAA
Ziziphus jujuba (common jujube) is the source of this 1349-nucleotide messenger RNA. RefSeq names its product probable isoaspartyl peptidase/L-asparaginase 3. The record is from RefSeq and is a predicted model, not a curated record. Gene Ontology annotation, molecular function: N4-(beta-N-acetylglucosaminyl)-L-asparaginase activity. Gene Ontology annotation, biological process: protein deglycosylation. The transcript is spliced from 7 exons. The coding region runs from base 98 to 1171 and encodes 357 amino acids. NCBI's taxonomy places the organism in Eukaryota, Viridiplantae, Streptophyta, Magnoliopsida, Rosales, Rhamnaceae.